This is a messenger RNA of Zophobas morio, 3097 nucleotides long. It is a transcript of the gene nito, whose product is annotated as RNA-binding protein spenito. Bases 202 to 2376 code for a protein of 724 amino acids. The record is from RefSeq and is a predicted model, not a curated record. The transcript has 2 exons. Gene Ontology annotation, molecular function: mRNA binding. Gene Ontology annotation, cellular component: nucleus. Gene Ontology annotation, biological process: regulation of alternative mRNA splicing, via spliceosome. NCBI's taxonomy places the organism in Eukaryota, Metazoa, Arthropoda, Insecta, Coleoptera, Tenebrionidae.
AUAGCUUUCUACUUUUCGCGUCGCCAUCUUGCGCCGCUCCUUUUUCUUUGCUUCCAUUUUGUUUUGAAAGGACUGGUAUUGACGUGAAUUUUAUGGUAUAAACCGUAAAUGGUGGUAUUUUGCAGUGCUGUGUGGUUUUUAAAAGCGAAGGAGUGCCGUGUCAUCCAUUGUGUUGUCCGUUAAUUGGUGCGUGUGGUGCGUAUGAUCGGCUCCGGAAGAGACAAAAUAACAGUAAGAAUACAAAAUAUGAAAAGAAGCAGUGACAGAGACACUCCUCCACGCAGUAAGAGAUCCCGUUCGAGCAUGGGACGUUAUGACGACAGUUCCGACGAACGCAUAACCCCGGAACGCGUGAGACGCCGCGGGAGCCGAGCCCGAAGCCCGAGCCCCCGACCGCGCUACGUCUCGCCGCACAGAGACGAGUACUUGCGGCCCCCAGAGCGGGCCUACCCCUAUAAAGUUCUGUGUGUCAGUGCUUUACAUCCUAAAGCUAGCGACGAAGUGAUCAAAGACACUCUGUACAGAGAGUAUAAGAAAUACGGGGAUCUGAGCAUAAGGUUGUCCCAUGACUUGGACGAACGUGUCGCAUAUGUUUGCUUCCGAAACCCCGAAGACGCACGAGACGCCAAGCAUGGCAAACCUCGUAUUAUUAUAUACGAUAAGGUGGCUCUUGUGGAGGCUGUGUACGAAGUGCCCCGCUCCAGUGAUAUAUACCGCAGUCGUCCUCGGUCGAUCACGCCUGAAUAUGAUAGACAUUAUUAUGCGAGAUCUCCAGAGAGACUUCGAGCUGUGGAUCGGUACGAUCGGGCUUAUGGACCCCCUCCAGGUGUACCAGUACACCGCGAAUACAGACGUGAAGCUCUGCCAGCGCCACAUCAUGAGUAUUUAGCACGUCCGCCGAUACAUCAUGGCCCUCCACAUAUCCCUCCAACUCACGGGUAUGGACCCCCAAGACAUUCAGUUCCAAGACCACCAUUUGAAAAAACAGAAAACAAGAAAGACAAGUUUCCCAAUUACUUACAUCAUAUCCAACCAGAGGAUGACCCCCUAGCUACAAGGACUUUGUUUGCUGGUAAUCUAGAAAUUAAUAUUACAGAGGAAGAACUACGACGAAUUUUUGGACGCUAUGGAGUUGUGGAGGAUAUUGAUAUUAAACGCCCACCUCCGGGAACCGGAAAUGCAUUUGCGUUUGUGCGUUUUCACACACUUGACAUGGCCCAUCGUGCCAAAGUCGAAUUGUCUGGCCAGUACAUUGGAAAGUUCCAAUGUAAAAUUGGAUAUGGUAAAGCCACACCUACUACUCGUAUUUGGGUAGGGGGUUUAGGUCCAUGGACUUCCGUGCCACAACUAGAACGAGAAUUUGACAGAUUUGGGGCUAUUAAAAAAAUUGACUAUGUAAAAGGAGACAACCAAGCCUACAUUUUAUAUGACAGUAUAGACGCAGCUCAAGCUGCUGUAAAAGAAAUGAGGGGUGCACCCCUGGGAGGUCCAGACCGUCGUCUAAGAACAGAUUUUGCGGACGUUACCCCAGGUGUCACGUACCGCCCUAAACCUCCAUACCCGGGACAUGAAGAUGCUAUUGAUUACAGACGAAUUGAUUACGAGUAUGAUUACGAUGAUUAUGCACGUAGUUACAGAGGACGAGUGGCGUACCCAGAACGUAGAGCUGGAAGUAGAGGACCAUACCGAUACCCCGAGGGAGCGGAAGAUGAAUGGGGAAGGUCAAGAGGUCCAGAAUACGAACGUCGACGAUCGGGUUCUCGGGGAGCCGAUCGGUCAAGGUCCCGUUCACCAAGACGUUCUCCUGAUUCAGAUUCCGACAACGGUUCUCGCAGAGCAGGAUUGCUCGCAUCGAGUCGUACUCUUCCAGAAGUAGCCAGAAAAUGUACGACAGUGUGGCAGGGAGCCCUAAUUUUGAAAAAUUCACUAUUCCCGGCCAAGUUCCAUUUGAUCGAUGGCGAUACAGACAUUGUAGACGGCUUAAUGAAAGAUGAAGAUGGUAAACAUCAGCUUAGGAUUACACAAAGACUUCGGUUGGAUCAACCAAAACUCGAAGACGUUCAAAGGAGAAUUUCGGGAGCCAGCUCUCACGCUAUAUUUUUGGGUCUUGCAGGAUCCACGGCGUCUGUUACAAAUGAUGAUACUACAGUUCAGACCAGACCUUUAAGGAAUUUAGUUUCAUAUUUAAAGCAAAAGGAAGCAGCUGGAGUUAUUUCUUUGCUUAACAAGGAGACUGAAGCUACUGGUGUCCUCUAUUCAUUUCCUCCUUGUCCAUUUUCCACUGAACUCCUUAAGCGCACAUGUCCUAAUCUUUCAGAAGAAGCCAUCAAAGAAGACCACUUGAUCAUUGUUGUGGUACGUGGUGGCACUGCUUAAUCCCCUCGCCCCCUCCUUUUCACACUAAUCAUUUUUUUCUUUAAUGGUAUAGUCAUUAUAGCGGUUCAGUUUUAAUUUUUAAUUAUUUUGCAAUAAUUUAACAGUAGUGACUAUACUAGAAACGGUUAAAUAUUCAUCUUUUUCUCAUUUCAUAUUUUAUGAAGUACAAUCAAAUUCAUACUCUUUCUCCAGGUACACAAAGUAGCGUAACGUUGUUUUAACAAUAAUCAAUUUGUUAUACUUUUCAGGAAAUUGGUGAUCAACGAUGUUAACUAGUUGCGUUGAUAUGUGUUGCUUUGACUGUAUCAUUUAAGUGCUUACUGAUUUGUUUGUGAAGAAUGCGCUAAAACAAUUUGUAACAACUAUGAUUUGGUGACAAAGUGAAAAAAUUUAGUUUAAGUGUUUGCAGUUCUUUCUCAUAAAUGCAUGCCUUUAUCCUAGUGCUAAAAUUCUGUUAGGAUUUAUCUGUUAUGUGAAAGGACUGUAGUUAUGACAUUAACGAAGGAAAAUUAACUACAGUGUUGUAGUGUUCUGUGCAAGUAGUAACUGUUUAUAAAAAUUGUUUAAUAAUAAAAAGUUGAUAAUUGUGAUGUAGUGUAAGAAACUCUUUCAGUGAUUUGUCAACUAAAACUAUGGUCUUCUAUACUGUUUUCUUCAGGUACAUGCAGUUGUCAGUUCCAAAUGUUUAACAGUGGUGUGAAAAUAGAUAAGUUCUUUCAGA